AUGGCUUCAACUCAGAACCGUGGACCGGAGCUCACGGCGAUAUGCUCGACAUUCGUUUCUCUUGCCUUUAUCACUACUGUCUUGCGGGUCUGGGUACGGACACGCAUCGUCAAAGCCUUCGGAGCUGAUGACUACUGGAUGAUGGCAGCGUUGAUUGCUCAUGUUAUGUUCGCAACAUGCGCGAUAGGUGGUGUUCACUACGGCACUGGUCGUCACAUGGACACACUGUCAUAUGAGCAACAAUACAAAGCAAUGCGAUACUGGUGGUUAUGUUACAUUGCCUACUGCUGGGCCAUGAUCACAUCUAAGAUAUCCAUUGGCCUCUUCCUCCUCCGCGUUACCGUCAAGGCCCUUCACAAAUACAUCAUCUACAGUGCCAUGGGACUUACCGUUCUCACCGGUCUCAUCUUCUUCUUCGUCACACUGUUCCAGUGUUCACCAGUUAGCUUCUUCUGGAACAAACACAUCGAGGGAGGGACUUGUGUCAAUGUCGACGUAAUCAUCGGCCUUACUUUCCUGUACAGCGCCAUCUCCGUUAUCAGCGACUUCACCUUCGCCAUACUGCCUUUCUUCCUCAUCUGGGGCUUGAACAUGUCGUACAAGACGAGAAUCAUGUUGAUUCCCAUUCUAGGCAUGGGUUGCAUUGCCAGUCUAGCUGUCGUCGUCCGCAUGGGCUACGUAAUGGACUUCCGGAACCCGGAUUUCCUCUGGGCCACUGUCGAUAUUGCGAUCUGGUCCGACAUCGAACAGGGUCUCGCCAUCACCGCCGGCUCCCUCGCCACUCUGCGCCCCCUGUGGCGGCAAGUCUCGGCCUCACUCGGCCUCAACUCAUCCACGUUUGGCCAUUCGGGUGGUAACCCUUCAGGCAUGCGCACCCCAAAAUGGAACGGUGACCCUACACUCGAGUCGCACAAGAAGCCCAGCAUCUUCAGCUUCACACGUUCGUUGCUCAAGACAGAAAAGAAGCAUGCUAGCAAAGAUCUCGACGAGGACUACGGAAUGGGUAACUUACAGCCCAUGCGGUUGCGGGAUGACCUCUCGGCGGAGAAUGAAAAAAGCGACAAGGUAUUCAACACGUGGAGAAUCAAGGGCGGUGGGAAGGUAUCUGAUGAAGAGUGCCGCAUAGGCGCCAUCACGAUGGAGACGCAUAUUAAUCAGAAAAACGAGAGGCGGUUACGGUGA
This is a messenger RNA of Pyrenophora tritici-repentis Pt-1C-BFP, 1182 nucleotides long. Its product is annotated as O-ag-pol-Wzy multi-domain protein. The record is from RefSeq and is a predicted model, not a curated record. Lineage: Eukaryota; Fungi; Ascomycota; Dothideomycetes; Pleosporales; Pleosporaceae.